AUGACAGAUAUUCCUGGAAAAGCUUUUCCACACACCAAGGCGUAUAUGUAUAACAACUUGGACACGAAUGAUGAGGAAAUUCUUCGUGGCGAGCUCUUGACUAUUCUCCACCUGAUGCUGGGCCAGCUGAGGAAGGCACGCCUCCUUCAGCAUAUGAAAGCACCGGUCUUUCUGGUCUCGUUUAUGGGCAAACGUGCCCGCGCUUUUGAGUCCUACUUCAAUGGUCAAGCCCUCGUCCUGCGUACUACUAAACUCUACAAUUUCCCCGAGGAAACCUCGAUCGGGUUCAAGAAUCUUGCAGAGUGGUAUCUCAGCUCGCCGACAGGGGAUACUUUCUAGCUCGGCAUUUUGUUGUUCUUUCUUUGUUGUUCUUUUUCGGGUAGCGAAGGCGUUGGAUUA
Molecule: messenger RNA, 399 nt
Organism: Penicillium samsonianum
Lineage: Eukaryota; Fungi; Ascomycota; Eurotiomycetes; Eurotiales; Aspergillaceae
Exons: 2
Coding region: 1-339 (112 amino acids)
Source: RefSeq, a predicted model, not a curated record